Messenger RNA from Phialemonium atrogriseum, 309 nucleotides. Its product is annotated as dynein light chain. Bases 1 to 309 code for a protein of 102 amino acids. Gene Ontology annotation, cellular component: cytoplasmic dynein complex. The record is from RefSeq and is a predicted model, not a curated record. The transcript is spliced from 7 exons. Gene Ontology annotation, biological process: microtubule-based process. Gene Ontology annotation, molecular function: dynein intermediate chain binding. NCBI's taxonomy places the organism in Eukaryota, Fungi, Ascomycota, Sordariomycetes, Cephalothecales, Cephalothecaceae.
AUGGCGGACGCGACCAAAGCAAGCCCCUCCCCUGGGACCAGGGAGAAGCUCGAGCCUCAGAUUAAGUCUGCAGACAUGACCGAGGACAUGCAGCAGGAGGUGGUUGAAGUGGCCCAGGAAGCCAUGUCCAAAUUCACCAUUGAGAAGGAUAUUGCACAGCAUAUCAAGCGAACUUUUGACGAGAGAAAAGGGCCUACCUGGCAUUGCAUUGUGGGCCGCAACUUUGGCAGCUUCGUGACUCACGAGACCAAGCACUUCAUCUACUUCUACCUCGGCCACUGCGCGAUCCUCCUCUUCAAGACCCAAUAA